Molecule: messenger RNA, 5164 nt
Organism: Nothobranchius furzeri (turquoise killifish)
Lineage: Eukaryota; Metazoa; Chordata; Actinopteri; Cyprinodontiformes; Nothobranchiidae
Gene: tcf12
Product: transcription factor 12
Biological process (GO): regulation of transcription by RNA polymerase II
Cellular component (GO): chromatin; transcription regulator complex
Molecular function (GO): DNA-binding transcription factor activity, RNA polymerase II-specific; protein dimerization activity; RNA polymerase II cis-regulatory region sequence-specific DNA binding
Source: RefSeq, a predicted model, not a curated record
GAUACAAUAACCGCUGUCAUCGUCGUGCUGAGGCUUUUGCAAAGCAAAAAUGUCUGCCUAAGGGAAACUCGUAACUGAUAUAUAGAGGAUAUUUCCACUCGUAUUGCGGUUUUAAGCCCACGUUUCGCUUUUUUGAGGCGCGUUAACAGAAGGCGGAUCUUCACCAGAUCACCCUAGUCGGAAUUUGAAUCGGAAAACAGGUUUCUAGAUCGCCAGAAUGAAUCCUCAGCAGCGGACUGCCGCUCUCGGAACAGACAAGGAAUUAAGUGACCUGCUGGAUUUCAGCGCGAUGUUCUCUCCACCUGUAGGUGGAGGGAAAAACAGGCCUACCACACUUGGAAGCAGUCAGUUCAGUGCAUCUGGUAUGGAUGAGAGGACCACUCAAGCAUCUUGGGCCCCAGGUGGCGAGUCCAGUCCUUCCUAUGAGUCCUCCCGGGGUUUUGCAGGCAGCCCUCAUUACAACGAUCAGUUGAGUGACAGUCAAUUAGUGUCCCAUGAAGGAGUGUCCUCAACACCUUUUAUGAACUCGAACAUAAUGGGUAAAUCAGAGAGGGCUCCAUUUCUUGGUUUUGGAAGGGAUACUGGAGCUUCUGGUUGUCCGUCGUCUCUAAGGCCGGGCAUUGGGGUGGCGAGUCCCAGUUCAGUGACCACUUCGGGGAAAUCCACUACUCCGUUUUACCCCUUCAAUGCAACCAAUCCCAGAAGACGUCCUCUACAAGAUCCCUCGCCAAUCGAUUCACUACAAACAAAAAAGGUUCGCAAGGUCCCCCCCGGUCUGCCUUCAUCUGUGUACGCACCGUCUCCAAACUCAGAGGACUUCAACCGAGAUUCUCCUUCGUAUUCGUCUCCUAAACCCUCCAGCAGUAUGUUCGCAAGCACUUUCUUUGAUGGUACCCACAGUACUUCUGACCCAUGGAACCCAUCCAGUGGGAUCACUCAGCCCAGCUAUGGGGGAAUGCUCGCAGGAUCUUCAUCUCACAUGGCACAGUCAGGAAACUACAGCACCCUGCACUCACAUGACCGUUUGAAUUAUCCUGCACACUCGGUCUCUCCAGACAUCAAUGCCAGUCUUCCUCCCAUGUCGAGCUUUCACCGGAGCAACACCAGCACUUCGCCAUUCGUCACCGCAGCGCACACCUCGUCCGUCACCUCAGCCGACGGGAUUAUGGUUGCUGCAAACCGGGGAGCGGGAACUGGAAGCUCGCAGACUGGAGAUGCGCUGGGCAAGGCUUUAGCUUCGAUUUAUUCACCUGACCACACUAGCAGUAGUUUCCCCUCCAAUCCUUCGACACCUGUGCGUUCACCUUCGCCUCUGACCGCCACAGCAGGUUCAGCCUCUGCAGGGACCGUGGUGACUGCUGCCGGUCCCCCGUCUGGAAGGCCAGGUACCAACCAGUGGCCCCGUGUCAGUGGACAGCCCCCCUCUUCUCCAAGUUACGAGAACUCCCUCCACUCACUGAAAAACAGAGUUCAUCAGCAGUUGCAUGAGCAUCUCCAGGAUGCCAUGUCUUUCUUAAAGGAUGUCUGCGAGUCUCGAAUGGAGGAUCGUCUGGACAGAUUGGAUGAUGCAAUCCUUGUUUUGAGGAACCAUGCAGUGGGCUCCACCACCAGUCUGCCCAGCGACAUACACGGCCUGCUGGGACAGGCUCAAAACGGGCCAAUAACAACCAUCGGACCAAACUUUCCGGCCUCUGCACUCCUUCCAAACCGGACUGCCAUGGGUGGUGAUGACGCCGCCAGCCUGAGCAACAGCCAUGGAGGCCUGCCCAGCACCGGCUCCACAUCCAGCACAGAGCUCAGCCAUCAAGUGGAGGCGUUCAGAGGUCUCACUUCGGGGCUGUCCAGCCAGGUGCCCGCCUCUCUGGAGCUGAAAGUUGAGAAGCAAGAAAAGGAUGACAUGCACGAUGAUUUCUCUGAUUGUAAAUCAGACGACGAGAGUGACAGAAGAGAUAUGAAGACACCCAGACUGGGCCCACGCACAAGCAGCAUCACUGAAGACGAGGAUCUAAAUCCAGAGCAGAAGGCUGAGCGCGAGCGCGAGAGGAGGAUGGCCAACAAUGCCCGCGAACGCCUGAGGGUCCGAGACAUCAACGAGGCCUUCAAGGAGCUGGGUCGCAUGUGCCAGCUGCACUUGAAAAGCGAGAAGCCUCAGACUAAACUACUCAUCCUCCAUCAGGCUGUGGCCGUCAUUCUUAGCUUGGAGCAGCAAGUCAGAGAGCGGAAUUUGAACCCCAAAGCCGCCUGCCUUAAAAGGCGGGAGGAGGAGAAAGUAUCUGGGAGCUCCAGCGACGCCCAGCAAGGGCACACAGGGGUCCAUCCGGGUCUGACUGACACAUCCAACCCAAUGGGCCACCUCUGAGCAGGAGGCAGAUCGGUGCGACGGAGAUCACUUCUGUCCCGUUUGAGUCGGCGACCUUGCUUCCCGCAGUGACAGACAGGACUCACAGUUUGUGACCCAAUUGGAGGAGACAGACCACUUGAAGCAAAACUAAAGAGUCCUGUACAAUCCAGCCCACCGAUUUAUGAAGAGCUGAGAUUCCAGCUUGCUGCGACCAGCUUCCAUCUGCAAAAUUCUCCCCUCCAGAAAAGCAAACACGAAAAAUAAAUCCUCAGCACAUAUCACUGUCUGCAAGAAGUGAGUUGCUUCUGAACAAUCAGAGACUCUGCAAUCUCCGACCGUAUGGAAAUUGCCUUGUGCCUAAACUGAAUUGACGAAUGCAUUGUAACAGCAAUUUUUAUUUCUUUCCGUUUGUUGUUUUUUUCUUAUUUAUUAUGUUAUUGAACUAUGAAAUGUAUGUCUAAAGGGAAAGGUAGGUAAAUGCAAAGAGCAGCGUGCAGUUUUUCAGUUCAUUAUAGUUUGCCGGCGUCACCGUUGAAACUGAGCACUCCGUCCUGCAGCCGAGGCACCGGGACCCAUCCAUCCAUCCAUCGUCUGAACCCACUUUGUCCUCGUAGGGUUGCGGGGGGGCUGGUGCCUAUCUCCAGUGGUCAGUGGGCAAUCAGGCGGGGUACACCCUGGACAGAGAGUCAGUCCAUCGCAGGGCAACACAGAGACACACAGGACAAACAAUCAUGCACACACACACACACACACACACACCUAAGGACAAUUUAGACAGACCAAUUAACCUAACAGUCAUGUUUUUGGACUGUGGGAGGAAGCCGGAGUACCCGGAGAGAACCCACGCAUGCACAGGGAGAACAUGCAAACUCCAUGCAGAAAGAUCCCAGGCCGGGAAGCGAACUCAGGACCUUCUCGCUGCAAGGCAACAGCUCUAACCACGGCGCCGUUACGCAGCCCGACACUGAGAUUAAUUUAUUGGCCAGUUUGUGACCGCGUUACUCAGAGAAAAACAGAAAUAGUUGUUAGACACGAAUUACUGAUCAGCCUGUGUUUUUAGGGUUCUUUUAAAUUAAAAAAAAGAGAAUAUAUUAUUUAUAUUUAUUUGUCCAUCAUGCCACUGGCCACAUGUCCUACCAAAACUACCUGAUGUUUGUUUCUGUGUAGCUGAGAUCAGGCUCUGCAUGACUGAGCGACGCACAAACAGGUCCAAACACAUCAACAAUAAUGUGCAGAGCGGUGACAGACGAGAGGCAAACUGUAGUUUUACUGAAAGCUCAGGUUUAGUCGUGUGCCCCCCCACCCCACCCCUCGGUGGCGACAAUAAACAUACAGCGAGUAACUCAGCAUUUCCUGUGUAUUUUUAGUGUCUUAACUAAAAAAGAGGGACAUGACUGCCUGGUUGUUCCUUUGUCACAUUGUAUUUAAUAUCAGUAGUUACAGAUUUUUGCAAAAAAUGUUGGGGUGCCAGCAAAUCAGAGAUAGCGUCAUGAGAUGUAGUUAAACAGUAAAAGGAAAACAAAGCAAAACGAAGACCACGUCUUUUCCUGGCCUGAUGAACAUAUAAGUUUUCUUUCUUAAUAUUUCCAAAACAUUAACUUUUGAGCACAGUUAUUUAAAGUAACGCUUAGUUUCUGCUUCUCUUUAUUGUAGCGAGCCUUUUUUCUCUGACGUCCAGCGCUGUGUGUCCAGUUCAAAUCAACGACACAGUUCCAAUAAUGUUUAGAUCAAAGCUCAGUAAAGUCAGCCAGGCUGCAUAUGUCAUGGAUUUUUUUAUAUUUGUUUAUUAAUAAUAAUAUGAAUAAUGGACCGCAGGAGAAAAAUGAUCAAAAACUGUUAUUUUUAUUUACAUUUCAUGACACAUAGUCCAUGGUUUUCUGAUUUGUUUUCCCUUUCGAUGUGCAUGCUUCACGUCUCUCCUUCAGUCUUAAGACUUGCUUUAUAUUCCAAAUAUUUCUUUGUAAAUCAUGUUCUUUCAUUAUGAACACCAUAAGCAGGACUGCCACAUUCAGAAUGAACAACAGAGACUUCAGCUUGAAUUAAAAAAAAACAAAAGUAGAUUAUAUUCAACAUUUAUGUUACUGGAUUCAAACAUAAUGACUUACUCAGCAUUUCUCUGCCUGAAUGUGGCCUUGUUCUUCCUUUCAGUAUUUCAUGACCUCAUAUUCAUGUUGGCAGACUUCAGCUGAGGGUGUGAUGUAUGUCACUUCCAGCUCUAUUUCCUUCUUUUUUUAUUUCCUGUAUUUCUUUGCUCUUUUGUUUGCCAAGUUAGACUUUGCUGUAUUUCCAGAUGCUUUCCCUUGUAUAAUAUGUGACUAAAAAGAAGAAAAUGACAAGAAAAAAAAACAUUUGGCUUAUUUUUCACUGUAGUUAGUCUUUUAUACAACAAUACUGUAAGAAUAUUUCUUGAAUUCUAAAUAUUACUCUUUCUAGAUUUUUGAAAGCAAAAGUUUUGAGUAAAAAGUUUCUUACUUUAUUUUACUAUAUUAGAUAGUAAAAUGUACGGUUAUUUACCACAACAUGUCGAUUAUCACCAGAAAUUUUACAGACGGCAUCUCCUCGAGCAACUGAACAGUCGGGUUCCUCGCACGAGCUCCAGCUUCCUAAACGACAGACUUCCAUUGGUCUCUUCGGUCUCCGUUGUUGAUUGAUAAAUAAAAAAGAAUUUUUUUUGUGUCAAAUAAAAUGUGUCGUUGAUGCACAUCAAAAGAAACAAAAGGAAGGAAAAAUAACGGCAGCAAGAAUUUGAAUUUUCUGUCUUUUUCAACAGAAAAACAAUGUAUAUAACAUUUAUGUUACAAUAAAUGUGCCAUCUUUUUUAAA